Molecule: messenger RNA, 861 nt
Organism: Vanrija pseudolonga
Lineage: Eukaryota; Fungi; Basidiomycota; Tremellomycetes; Trichosporonales; Trichosporonaceae
Product: Disulfide-bond oxidoreductase YfcG
Exons: 3
Coding region: 1-810 (269 amino acids)
Source: RefSeq, a predicted model, not a curated record
AUGCUCCUCUCCCGCAUAGUCCCCUACCUAACGCCUGCGCUCCCCUCCUUCUUCUUCCGCACAGCAUCCACCAUGUCGAGCUCAAUCUUCACGCCCGAGCGUCCCGCGUCGUACGUCGCGGCCCUUGGCGCGCCCGCCCUGCACCUCUUCACGGCCAACACGCCCAAUGGGCAGAAGACGAACAUUAUGCUCGAGGAGCUGAGGCUCGCGUACCCGGACAAGAAGGAGAUUGGGUAUGAUUUUGUGCGGGUUAACCUUUCGACGAACGAGCAGAAGACCCCCGAGUUCCUCAAGAUCAACCCCAACGGCCGCAUCCCCGCCCUGAUCGACAACAACGUCAACCCGCCGACGGGCCACCGCGUGUUCGAAUCCGCCAGCAUCCUGCUCUGGCUCGUGGAGAACUAUGACACCGAGUUCAAGCUGAGCUUCAAGGACCCUCUGCUGCGCAGCGACGCGUUGAGCUGGAUCUUCUUCACGCACGGUGGUGUGGGACCCAUGUUCGGCCAAGCAGGCCACUUCCUCCACCUGCCCGAGAAGAUUCCCUACGCCAUCAAGCGGUACACGGACGAGAUGCGCCGCUUGCUGAGCGUGUUCGAGGACCACCUCGGCACCGAGCGCACCUACCUCGUCGACAACCGCUUCUCCGUGGCCGACAUCAACGCCAUCACGUGGGUCAAGGGCGCGUCCCGCGCGGGCAUCGACCUCGCCAAGGAGUUCCCGGCGGUUAACGGCUGGAUUGAGCGCUCGUUUGCCCGCGACGGCGUGCAGAAGGGCGUCAACCUGCUCGCUGGGCCGGCGCAUGCGCUGUAGCCGGGCGCAAGGGGUUGUGUAGUAGUAUACAUUGAUGGAUUGUGAAUACAC